CUGCAGCGAGGUCCUUCUCGUGAUUGGUGGAAGUGAAAAUAUGGCGGCGUCUGUGCAGCUGUGAAAUAAUAGAAAGAAAAACUAAAGUAAGACACUUGAGACGCGUUGUAGAGGUUAAUACUGUCCUUUAGCUGUCGCUAGUUUUAGGGAACGGGACGAUGACGUAACCAUAGUGACUCUCUCUCUUUGCUUUAGCUUCUCGAGGUUGCUAACCAACCUGCUAACAACACAGCAUUUCACCAGUGGAUCAGCUCCUUAAAGCCAACAUCAUGCCAGCUUUCCGGCAAGUGGGAGAGAAGCAACUUCCCAACCCAGUGAAGUGUAUGGCGUGGUCUCCUAAGAGGGACCUCAUUGCUUUGGCUAAUACAACAGGGGAGCUGCUGCUUCAUCGCUUGGCUAGUUUCCAGCGGGUUUGGAGUUUGGCACCCAGUGAAUAUACUGGGAAGGAGAUCACUGCGCUCGCCUGGAGACCUGAUGGCAAAAUUUUGGCGUUCAGUCUUGGAGACACCAAGCAGGUGGUUCUGUGUGAUGUUGAGAAAGCGGAGAUCCUUCACAUGUUUCCAAUGCAGAGUUCGGUGACCUGCAUGAACUGGAUGGAGGUGGUGGAGGAGAACAGUGCCCUUGGCUCCUUUUAUAACUCUGAGGAUGAAUCCAAGCUUUUCCUUCCUGAAUUACCAACACUCCCCAAGAGCUACAACACCACUUCAAAGAUAUUCAGUGAGGAAAAGUCUGACGAGAUCCUCAACCUCCUCGGAGAAGUUCGGCUGAACAUCCUCGUUCUCGGAGGAAAUGCUGGAUGUGUGGAGCUUUAUGCAUAUGGAAUGUACAAAAUUGCCAGUCUUGGCGAGGUGUCGGGAUCGUGCCGCAGUCUGAGUCUGUCCAGCGAUCUCAAGUCUCUGUCUCUGAUCACAGAAGUCCAAUCCGCUGACUGCGUCUCGGAGAUCUGCUACGUUCAGCUGGACACGAGUUUGUUGUCGGACUGUCUUCCAGAGGUCACCAGGAUGGCCCGCAAGUUCACCCACAUCUCCACGCUGCUGCAGUACCUGCACCUCUCACUCACCUGCAUGUGUGAAGCCUGGGAGGAAAUCCUGAUGCAGAUGGAUCUCCGUCUCACCAAGUUUGUUCAGGAAAAGAACACAAGCACUCAAGUCCAAGAUGAGUUUUUGGACCUCCUGCUGUGGGGGCAGUCCAGUCCCGAGUUGCAGGCUCUCCUCAUGAACCAACUGACCGUCAAGGGCUUGAAAAAACUGGGUCAGUCCAUUGAGUCUUCCUACUCCAGCAUCCAGAAACUGGUGAUCAGCCACCUACAGAGCGGCUCUGAGGCUCUGUUGUAUCAGCUGAGUGAGGUGAGAGGAAUGUCCCUGUGGAAGCAAAAGUUUGAGUGCCUCGGCUUGGAUUCGGAUGCUAUUGAUGGUGCGAUCACAGCUGUUGGCUCUUUCUCUCUCAAAGCUAACGAACUUCUGCAGGUGAUUGACAAGAGCACGAAAAACUUCAAAGCCUUUUUCCGAUGGCUGUAUGUAGCAAUGCUAAGAAUGUGUGACGAACACGUACCGCCAGAGCUAAACAAGAUGACUCAGAAGGACAUUGCCUUUGUUGCUGAUUUCUUGUCGGAGCAUUUUAGCGAGAACGAGGAACUCUUUGAUCGUAAGGGGAAGUAUUUCCACGUGGAGCGAGUUGGUCAGUACCUGAAGGAUGAAGAUGAAGACCUGGUUUCUCCACCCAACACAAAGGGAAACCAGUGGCUGAAGUUCUUACAGGAGAGCACACACCUGAAAGUGAGCCCUUUGCUGUUUCCAUCAUAUCCCCAAAAGUCUUUGCACUUUGUCAAGAGGAUGAUGGAGAAUGUGAUUGAACGAUGCCUACAGAAACCUGCCGAAGUCAUUGGAAGAUCUGUGAAACGGGCUGUCUUUUUGCCUUUGUAUGCUGUGUCAGACAACUCGGAAAAGAUUCCCCACCUUUUUGAACUCCCGUCUCUGUGGAAUGACAAAAAAGGCAAAAUGCACUGUGUUGUGUUCUGCAUGCCAGAGAUUUCACCAAGCAAGCUGUACGUGUUACGGAAAGGAACCGACCCAAACAGACAUAUUCCAAACAGCUUCAUGUCAUUUGACCUCAGCCAUUAUCUGGACAGUACAGAUGAUAAUGGUGUUGCAGCCCGGUCUCAUUACGUCUACAGCUGCCUGGAUGCUCGUUUCUAUGACGAUGAAAUGCUAACGGUGGUCCUGCAGGGAUCAGAGGAUCAGAACAGCAGGCGCCUCCUGGCUCAGGUUUCACUUGCCUCCAGCUUGAGCUGCGACUCUCGAUUCAACUGGGAGCCUGGUGUGAGGUUGGACCAGCAGUGCAGCACCAUUCCCUGCCAGGGUCUGGUGUUGGGGAACCAGUGGCGUGAACUGGAAAACAUGAAGGCCCAGUUUGUAGCCGUCAAUGGAAUCCGCAAAGUGGCCUGCGUGCUGAGUGCCAAUUUAAGACACAUCCGUGUUUUUGAGAUGGAUGUGGAAGAUGAGGAUGACGAGGGAGCCGAGUCUCAGAACGCCAGCGCUGACCAGGACGGACUGGAAACUGCGAUGUCUGGCCAGGGGCCGGUGGAGGAGAGCUUGGAGUCAGAGGGAGAAUCCAGAGAGCAGGAAGGAGAUAUGUUUCAAAAGUCAGAGGAACUUUUACAAUCGCAGGAAGCCUUGUAACCCGUGUGGCACUCGAGCUGUAUGAACUCUAAAGGACUGGGCUUACUUUUUUGUAAACAUCUUUUAUAUUUAAAAAUAAAACAUCUUUCUGGA
Xiphophorus couchianus (Monterrey platyfish) is the source of this 2771-nucleotide messenger RNA. RefSeq names its product anaphase promoting complex subunit 4 (gene anapc4). Bases 270 to 2678 code for a protein of 802 amino acids. NCBI's taxonomy places the organism in Eukaryota, Metazoa, Chordata, Actinopteri, Cyprinodontiformes, Poeciliidae. The transcript has 28 exons. The record is from RefSeq and is a predicted model, not a curated record. Gene Ontology annotation, biological process: protein K11-linked ubiquitination; regulation of mitotic metaphase/anaphase transition; anaphase-promoting complex-dependent catabolic process. Gene Ontology annotation, cellular component: anaphase-promoting complex; nuclear periphery. Gene Ontology annotation, molecular function: protein binding.